Molecule: messenger RNA, 1093 nt
Organism: Musca domestica (house fly)
Lineage: Eukaryota; Metazoa; Arthropoda; Insecta; Diptera; Muscidae
Gene: Clc
Product: clathrin light chain
Exons: 2
Coding region: 166-843 (225 amino acids)
Biological process (GO): intracellular protein transport; clathrin-dependent endocytosis; clathrin coat assembly
Cellular component (GO): postsynaptic endocytic zone cytoplasmic component; clathrin coat of coated pit; synaptic vesicle membrane
Molecular function (GO): clathrin heavy chain binding; structural molecule activity
Source: RefSeq, a predicted model, not a curated record
AGAGAGAGAGAGUUAAAACAUUGAAAAGAAAAAACCUUUUAAUAGCAGAAGGAAAAACAAAGUCAAAGAAGAAACAUUAAUAAUUAGCAGAGAAUAAGAAAGUUUAUUAAAUAAAUUAACAUAUAAUUGUUAUUGCUGAUUUCAAAGGAAUACAAAAGAGAAAUUAUGGAUUUCGGUGAUGAUUUCGUAGCACCCGCAAGCAACACAGCCGGCGAGGAAGUUGAUCCAGCUGCUGAGUUUUUGGCCCAAGAAAAAGCCAUUUUGGGUGAUCUAGAAGCGGAGAUCAGUGGCGGUACUACUAGCGCCAUUAAAACCGCCGCUGCUGUGUCCGAUGAUGCUGGCCUUCUGGGUGGUGACAUCAAUGAGUUGGGUGGUAGCGGCGGCAGUGGUGGCCUUGAAUCAUCUACCGGCAGCUUCGAAAUGAUUGGUGGUGAUAAUAAUGAAAUAAAUCCCAUUUCGGGACCCCCACCAUCCCGUAUUGAACCCGAAAAGAUACGCAAAUGGCGUGAGGAGCAGCAACAACGUCUCGAAGAGAAAGAUCGCGAGGAGGAACGCAAAAAGGAAGAGCUACGUCAACAGGCCAAAAAAGAAUUGGAAGAUUGGUUGCGUCAAACCGAAGAAUCCAUUGCAAAGACAAAAGCAGCUGCCCGUAAUGCCGAGAAGCAAGCUGCUGCCCUGGAAAAUGGCGGAGCCAUGGAACCAGGCACCGAAUGGGAACGUAUUGCCAAACUGUGUGAUUUCAAUCCCAAAGUUAAUAAGUCCGGCAAGGAUGUAUCACGUAUGCGUUCCAUUUAUUUACAUCUAAAACAAAAUCCCAUUCCCGUUAAGGCCCAAAAAGCAUAAGGUCUACGUGGGAUGCUGGCAAAAGAUGCGGUUCAAAAGAUUACACCCCUUAAUCUAAAAGUUUAGAUUUUAGGGCUUUUGUUCGGAUUUACGGCAGGCGACUGCAUUGUUUUGUCUUUUGAAGUAUUCUUUCUACUUUUGCUUUACGUUUUCUUUUUCUAUUGAAAUUAUUAUCUCCCUCAAUUUAUUAAUGUUUAUUUUCAAACACAACAAAUUCCAUUUAAUAAAAUUUAUAUUUAUUCUAUGUUAU